AUGGCGUCGGUGAAGAGCAAGAUCCUGGUGGUCGGCGGCACGGGGUACCUGGGCAGGCACGUCGUGGCGGCGAGCGCGCGGCUGGGCCACCCCACCGUCGCGCUCGUCAGGGACACGGCCCCCGCCGACCCGGCCAAGGCGGCGCUGCUCAAGAGCUUCCAGGACGCCGGCGUGACGCUCCUCAAGGGCGAUCUGUACGACCAGGCCAGCCUGGUGAGCGCGGUGAAGGGCGCCGACGUGGUCAUCUCCACGCUCGGGUCGCUGCAGAUCGCCGACCAGACCAGGCUCAUCGACGCCAUCAAGGAGGCCGGCAACGUCAAGAGGUUCUUCCCGUCGGAGUUCGGCCUGGACGUGGACCGCACGGGCAUCGUGGAGCCGGGCAAGUCGAUCCUCGGCGGCAAGCUACUGGCCCAAGGCCCGCCCACGGACAAGGCGGUCGUGCUCGGCGACGGCGACACCAAGGUGGUGUACGUGGAGGAAGGCGACAUCGGGACCUACACGGUGCUUGCCGCCGACGACCCGCGCGCGGAGAACAAGACGCUGUACAUCAAGCCCCCCGCCAACACGCUGUCGCACAACGAGCUGCUGUCGCUGUGGGAGGACAAGACCGGCAAGACGUUCCAGAGGGAGUACGUGCCCGAGGAAGCCGUGCUCAAGCAGAUCCAAGAGUCGCCGAUCCCGGUGAACAUCAUCCUGUCGAUCGGGCACGCGGCGUACGUGCGGGGGGAGCAGACGGGCUUCGAGAUCGACCCGGCCAAGGGGGUGGACGCCACCGAGCUGUACCCGGACGUCAAGUACACCACCGUCGACGAGUACCUCAACCGCUUCCUCUGA
This is a messenger RNA of Miscanthus lutarioriparius, 834 nucleotides long. NCBI's taxonomy places the organism in Eukaryota, Viridiplantae, Streptophyta, Magnoliopsida, Poales, Poaceae. The record is from the annotation of a GenBank genome assembly.